UUUUACAGCUCUUAAAAGCUCUGGUCCUCUCUAUGUGUGGUUGCCUAUCAGUUGCUUCACAGAUACCAUUAACCCACAUGUACUCUUCUUCUUUUUCAUUUUCUCUCCUUUUUUCUUGCUUUUGAUUCUUCAUUUUCAUUUUGUCUCUUCAGCUCUGUUUCAAAGGUGUCUUUUUUGCUCCUCUGAGAAGCUUGCUUCAAACAUCAGAAGGAAGAUUGUUAUCCAAAGUACUUCAUUUUUCAAAUGGGGGCUUCAGGCAAAUGGGUUAAAGCAUUGAUAGGACUCAAGAAACCUGAUAAAGAUGACCAUGAAAAAGUUGGUGGAAAGGGCAAGAAAUGGAGGAUAUGGAGGAGUUCAUCAGGAGAUCUUGGUGGGUCCUCGUGGAAAGGUUUCAAAAGAAAUGGGGGAACAAUUGGUGGGUCAGAUUUCUCUUCUGAUUCUUCAUCUGUGAAUAAUGAUGCUUUCACUGCUGCUGUAGCAACUGUUGUGAGGGCUCCUCCUAAAGAUUUCAGAGUUGUGAGGCAAGAAUGGGCUGCUAUUAGAAUCCAAACAGCAUUCAGAGGAUUCUUGGCAAGAAGAGCUUUAAGGGCUUUGAAAGGAUUGGUGAGACUUCAAGCCAUAGUCCGUGGCAGGCAGGUUCGGAAACAAGCUGCUGUAACUCUUAGGUGCAUGCAAGCUCUUGUUCGUGUACAAGCCCGGGUCAGAGCUCGUCGUGUUCGUAUGUCUGUAGAGGGACAAGCCGUGCAGAAGGUGCUGGAUGAACGCCGGGCAAAGGAUGAGCUCUUGAAACAGGCUGAGCAAGGGUGGUGUGAUAGCAGAGGAACCUUGGAAGAGGUUAAGGCAAAGAUACAAAUGAGGCAAGAAGGAGCUUUCAAGAGAGAGAGAGCUCUUGCAUACUCUCUAGCACAGAAGUGGAAACCAAGCCAAAGUACUGGUUCCAGCACGCAUUUUUCUGUACCAUCACUAAAAAACCAAGAACUUGAUAAGAAUAGCUGGGGCUGGAGCUGGCUGGAAAGAUGGAUGGCGGCAAAGCCUUGGGAAAAUAGAUUAAUGGAACAAACCAAUUCUGAACCUGUGGAGACAACUCCAUUAUCUAGGACCUGCCGGGAAAUUAAUUGCAAACUGAAAGAUUUCAAAGGAAACCCUUCUCGGUUGUCUGAACCUAGUUCAGUGAAAGUAAGGAAGAACAAUGUCACGACAAGGAUAUCUGCAAAACCUCCACUGGUUGCACAAGCUACCCACUCGUCGUCCAGUCCAAGUUCUGAUUUCAGGCACGAUGAGAGCUCGGCUUCAUCUUCAAUAUUAACAACCACAACUCCAGUUUCUGGGAACACCACUUCAGAUAGAACAGAAGAAACCAGCAGCAGGCCAAACUAUAUGAACAUGACAGAAGCUACCAAGGCAAAGCAGAGAAGAAAUAGAAUUCAAAGGCAGUCCAUGGAUGAAUUUCAGUUUCUUAAAAAGUCGGUGGCAUUCAGUAAUGGGGAUUCAAAGAGCAGUGCUGGCUCUGAUCCUUACAAGUUCUCGUCAAGGAAGUUGACAGAUAAAGAGGGUGGCUUGUAGAACUAACCUUAAUAUUUGUCUUGAAUUUACAACAGCUUGUUGUUGUUAUGUUAAGAAGUGUGUAACCAGAUGGUGUCUGAAAUGAGGACUUAAGGUAUGAUUGAAUUCUGCAUCUGUAAAGUUGUAAGUUAAGAUUUUUGGAUCGUUUUACAUGCUAUUCACCUGGUAAGAUUUGUUUGGAGUAA
Messenger RNA from Sesamum indicum (sesame), 1748 nucleotides. RefSeq names its product IQ-domain 6 (gene IQD6). NCBI's taxonomy places the organism in Eukaryota, Viridiplantae, Streptophyta, Magnoliopsida, Lamiales, Pedaliaceae. Gene Ontology annotation, molecular function: protein binding. The record is from RefSeq and is a predicted model, not a curated record.